Molecule: messenger RNA, 1632 nt
Organism: Colletotrichum destructivum
Lineage: Eukaryota; Fungi; Ascomycota; Sordariomycetes; Glomerellales; Glomerellaceae
Product: Putative cytochrome P450
Exons: 4
Coding region: 1-1632 (543 amino acids)
Molecular function (GO): monooxygenase activity; oxidoreductase activity, acting on paired donors, with incorporation or reduction of molecular oxygen; iron ion binding
Source: RefSeq, a predicted model, not a curated record
AUGUCUCAAGUCGCCAGUGUUGUGUUGUCCAAUCUAGCAGAGCGCAGCACGCUGUUGCUCGUUCUCGUGGUCGUUUUCUCGACUUCGUACCUACUACCGCGUCUUCGGAUACGACAGAGGCUCGAUCAGAUCCCUCUCAUGGGACAAGAGAUCGGUGGCUACUACAAACGAAGAAAUGAGUUCCUGCGAGAUCCCAUGAGAUUCUACUGGGAGGGAUAUCAGAAGUGCAAGAACAAGGCGUUUCGCGUCACACAUUAUGAAGGAGAGCGGAUUGUUCUUCCUGGGACGGCGCUUGACGAGCUCUGGAACAUGUCAGAAGCUGUUUUGAACAAAAAUAGGGCCUAUGAUCAGAGUAUUGAGACAAUACACUGGGUUGCCAUCCGGCAAUCCUUUUCUAGUCCAUUGCAUUCGUUCCGACUUAACACGAAACUUGAACAAGAACAAAUAAAUAAUACUCUCGUUUCCGAGGUUGAGAAGACAGUGGAUCAAACCAUCGGCACCUGCGAGGACUGGACAUCGCACCCCAUCUAUCGGACAUCGCUCCGCAUUGUGGCCAUUGUAUCCGGGUCUGUCUAUGUUGGUCCUAUUGUGUGUCGCAACGAGCAGUUUAUCCACGACAGCAGUAAGUCCCAAGCCUACCUGUUCUUUCGACCCGGACGCUGGGAGCACUUGACUUACGACAGACUUGCAGUUCACUUUACCGAGAAUGUGUUGACGGCUGUACACAUGCUUCAGAUGUAUCCCGGCUGGAUGCGCCCGUUUGCUCGUUUCUUCAAACGGGAACGCACUCAGCUUGCCAAGUCAUGGGCGCACCUGAAAGCAUCGAAGAAGCUCGUGAUGCCCAUCAUCCAGCAGAGACGCGAGGAGGUGCAGGCGACUGGCGCCGAGUACAAUGACAUGCUGGCCUGGAUGAUGGCAAAGCAGGAAGAGUGGAAGCAGACCGACGAUGACCUGGCCGGAUCAAUGGUCCAGCUCGGCGUCGCCUCCACUCACAACACCUCCUCUACAAUUGCCCAGACCUUGUACCAACUGGCAAUCAGGCCCGAGUUGGUCAAAGAACUUCGCGAAGAAGUCAAACGCGUUUGCGCUCAGUUCGACGGGAAGCUAAGCCCCAGUGCGCUUCACGAGCUGAAGAUCCUCGACAGCGUCAUGAAAGAGGCACAGAGGUUGAACCCUACUACCCCCUCGCACUUCCACCGAUACGUGGAAAAAGACAUCACGUUGAAGGACGGCACAUUCAUCCCCAAGGGAAUUACAGUCGAAGCCAUCUUUGCUCCUCCACUGUUUGAUCCCGUCUUGUUCCCCGACCCGCAGAAGUUUGAUCCUCAUCGAUUCCUGAAGCUCCGACGUGGUGAAACUCCGGAUCCGAACGGCUAUAAGAACAAGGAGCAAUAUACGUUCAGCCACGCCACCAAGGAGAACCUCGCGUGGGGAUACGGAGCACAUGUUUGCCCUGGACGAUACUUCGCCAAUAACGAGAUCAAGCUGAUUCUGGCACGGAUGAUCUUGCAAUAUGACAUUCGUAUGCCCGGUGGAGUGAAUGAGGAAAUGAAGCCUCAGAGGGCCGGCAUGGGGUGGGUGCCGAAUCUGAGGAAGCCUAUCGAGUUCAGGGCUGUCAAGGAAGAGGCUUAA